AUGGACCUAUACCUCAGCGCCUGCUCCAAGGCUGCCAGUGUUGCCGCCACCAAGACAGCCACCAGUAGCGUGGCCGACGGCAGCCAGCAGUGUGGAGAUGGCGUGCACAAAACCCACUUUCCAGGGAUCGGAGCGGCUGAACUACUGGAUCUGCCUCUUGGGGUCAAGCUGCCCAUGAUCCCAGGGAGCAAUACUUUAUUCUAUACGACGAAGUUAAGUGAAAAGCUUUUUCGACCUUCUUAUGAUUUUAACCUGAGUGAUCCUUAUUGUCGACUUUUGGGAAACCAAUAUAAAAGUCUCCAUGAUCCACACUUAAGAGCAUACCACACACGCAAAGAUAUCCUGAGGAGAUUGAAGAAAGGUGGCUACAUCACCAGCAAUAAUAAAAUUGUAUGUAACUUGAGGGAAUUGAAUAAAUACAGGCAAUAUCUUACCAGUUUAAAAAUAGACUUUGAAAGAAACUAUAUAAGAGAACAAAAAAUGCUUGCAAGACAACUUAAAAAACUACAAGAAAACAAUCAAAUGCCUGCACAUUCUGAUGUUGCACAGUUCCAAAACUGGUUGUUACAAGAAGACACCCAAUCUUUUAAGGACCAGGAGCGAUUAAUAAGACACAGGUAUUUGGAUAUGAUAAGCCGGGAGCUAGAACAACGUGAGCGCGCCGCAGAAGAGCAGCGCCUGCUCCAGAUGGACCGAGAAGAAAGACGACAGCGGGAACAGACAAGAAGAAAACUUAAUCUUCGCAGAAAAAUUGAAGAGGAAUGGAAGGCAAAGGAAAUGUUACUUCUGAGUAAGAUUGGAGAAGACGUUAAAAGAGAAGCUAGGAUAGAGGAACAACGGCGCAGAAGCAGAGAAGAGAGUGACAAGAAGAAACAAGCCCUUUUAGAGAAAAAAAUGGCUUAUCAUAUACAAAAAAUGCAAGAAAAUGGCUUUAAAAGAGACGAGAUGGAAAAAAGUACAUAUGACUACAGAGGACAGGAUGAAACACAUUCUUAUUUUCCAAAGAAGAAGAAGAAGAAUCAUGAUGAUAUUAAGACAAUUUAUCCUUCUGGUGACCAGAAAGCAAACAAAGGACCUCUGUACAUUUCACCUCAAGAUUCAGUUACUUCAGGUCAAACUUCACCCACAAGAAAUUUUCCCAGAUCUUCACAGUCUUAUUUGGCUCCUCAAAAAGUUGAGGAGUCCCCAGCCCCUGGACCAUGGGCUAAUGUCCAUGGCCUGUUUGGAACUGGGCCACACAGCAGAAGACAACAGAACCUCCUACAAAAUUGCUUGCAAAACAAAGUGACUUCUGCAGAAUUGAAUAGUACAAUUCAGAACAUAAUGACCUGGGUUGUGGCUACAGUGACCAGUAUAUUAUACCCAGCCAUCACAAAGUAUGAAGAAAGGCUGCAAUAUAAUGCAUACUCAGUAUCUGAAGAGUCAGUCCUUUCUUCAGAUAGUUCAAGUUUCUGUAGCACAUGUAGUGAAGAGUUUACAUAUGGAAGCUAUACAUCUACAACAACUAAAACAUUUCAGGAAGAGCCCCAUACCUUUGCAGUUGACAUCUCAGUAAGGCAACCACCUGCACAUUUAAAACCACCUUCUGCCCAUGUGGAGAAAACAGUUGUUGAAAAAACAUAUCACAUGAAAAGACAAUCUAUAACUUCUGAACUCAAAUGUCAUAAUACCAGCAAGAUAUAUGCACGCCCUAAACUCAGAAGUUGUAAAUCUGAUAGUUACCUUUUAGCAUCAUUUGGAAAAGGCACAAGCAAAUCUAAGGAUGCUACCACUGAAACAGAUGGCUUAGAGAGUCCACGCUUAGCUGAUCAAAAAGCAAAAGCUGAACUAAAGAAUCUAAAGAAGAUUUUUGUUAACUUUAAGUGUCACUUAAAGGGGGAAACUGAAUUGAUUUUAGAAAGCAUCUUUCAAGAAAUAAUGUCUGAUCUAACCCAGGCCAUUCCCUCUAUUUCUUCUGUUACCGCUGAAGUUUUUGUUGAUCAAAGUGAGCCUGAAAAAAGAGACUUGAUGUCCAACGUUGAUAUCAGCUCAAUAGCUUCAGAGAUCGUGGACAAUAUGCUUGAAAAGCUACAGGUUGCAGUUGAGAAAAAAUGUGUUGAGAUGUUUACACAAGAAGAGUUGUCACCCGACAUAAAUCCAAGCUUACCACCCAGUGAAGAAUAUCUCACUCCAUCAAGUGGAACACCUUUAAAAGCAUCACUGCCUUAUACUACAGAACCCAUGUGUGAUAUUGCAGAGGAUAUGGUGCAUGCCAUUCUAGAAAAGCUGAUGACUCUUGCAACUUGUAAGCAAGAUGAACUUCCUCAUCUCAAAGAUGCAACAAAACUUUUCUAUCAGCAGCAUAUGAUAGACCCAACACAUAUGGUCCUUAAAAAAACUGACAAAAAUAAAUGUAGUCCUGAACCUGAUGCAGCUAAUUUAAUUGUUAAAGAAGAAAUACAAAAUUUAAUAUCAAAUAUUAUUUCCCAGUCCUCUUUGGUUGGCUAUAUAGAAGAAGCAAUCAGCACUAUACUAGGAUAUGUACAAACUGAACUUAAAAAUGAGAGACUUAUUGCAUCUGAAGAAACAGUAGUAUUCCUCCAGCUACUCGAUGAUAUUUUCACUCAGCUACAUCAGAAGCCAGUAAAUGCAGAUGUUCAAAAAAGUAGACGCUCUAGACUGAGAAGUCUUUCUGACACUGAAGAAAAAUACAGACUAACUGGCACUAGGUUAUCUAAUGACCCUAGGUCUAGAAAACAAUUUCCACCUAUUAAUGUUCCUGGCAUGGUUCUUUAUUCUGAAGAUGACAGUGAAGAAAUAGACAAAAUUGUGAAAAAUGUGCUUGAUUCAUCUAUUAAAGAUGAAGAAGCAGUGUCACAAGAACAGAAUUCUGAAUAUUGGUUUACAAAAGGAAACACCUGUUUUGAACACAAAAGAAAAAGAAAAACACCUACAAAGCCUGCUUCUCUAAAAAGCAAAGUUGCAUUUUGUGAGGGGGGAUUAAAGACUGAGUUACCAUGUUUUAAUAAUAAAGAAAUUAUAGAGAAAAGACCCUGUUUGAAUGAAGACAUUUUAAUUUUUAGCCAAGAUCAAAAGGAUCAAAUACAAAAGGCUUCACAAAAUGUACUCAAAAGUAUUUUAGCAGAAAUGGUCAAGGAUUUAUCUUCUGUCUCUCCUGGUCACUUAGACAUUAAAACUGGCAAAGAAGCUUCAGUUCUUGUUUCAGAAAAACCUCAAGGGCUGUCACUUCAAGAAUGGACAGACCAGAUAUUCUCUGUGUCAGAAAUUAAUAAAGCAGCUCAAGAAAUAACAGAUGCUGUGUUAAAUAUACUUCACAAGGCAUCAAGCUGCAUCCCUAAUAGCGCCAAAAGUUCCAUUUCAGCAUCGGUUCAUCAAACUUCUCCCAAUAGUUCUGAUACUCCCAGUAUGAUGAAAGAAGCAUUAAGUGAAAAACCAUUAAAAAUAUGGUUUGACAGUGAAAAUAAAAUGAAAUAUUUAUCUUCACUCAACUUAGAUCCUGCAAAACCUUCCUUGUUAAAGUCUGAAGAAAAUGAACUUAAACCUAUAGAAGACACUACUGAUAACAUCAUUAAUGCAGUAUUUAAAAAGCUGAAGUCACUCGUUUAUCCAAAAUUGCAAAUGGGCUUCAAACCUUCACUUGCAGAGCAAUCUUCACUACACUCUCAACUUAGUGCUUACACAACUAAGGUAGUAAACAUUGUUUUGCAUGCUAUCCAGAAUGAAUUGGACCUCAAUAAGAAAAACCUGAAUCUUCGGGAUGCAGACCACACCAAAUCCCUUACGAGUAAAGAAUUUUGUGCUGACACUGAUAACUUAGAAUCCCUUGUCUCAAGUUUCAGUGAUGACAUUAUGGCAUCUCCAUUAUUAACUUGUAUUUGUGAAAUGUUAUCAUCAAGUGAACAUUCAAAUCAAAGCGGCACUUCACUCCCUUCAGAUAAGUCAAGCCCUUCAACUUCAUAUGGACCUGACAAGGUUGAAAAUCAAAACACUUUGCCUAGUAGGCACAAUAAAAAAUCUUUUCGCCAAUAUUUAGCUACUCCAUGUGCUCUCCAUAGUGACUUUAGUGGAAAAGAUCCCAAAGAGAAUGCAAGUGUUAGAUUGCAAGUGUUAGAUAGUAUUGGGGAAGCACUAUAUGAAAUGUUGUGUAAGCUCAUAGGAGCACAUCCUGAUGGCCAGCACGGAGAGAAAAUGGGUCAGCAAAUAGCUACUAAAUUGCAGUCUAGUAUUCAGCUCAUUUCCAAAACAAUUUUGGACUAUAUCCUUGCAAAAUUAUGCAGUGUCAACAUGGAUACUAAUUUUGCAAGUUCUGGAAUUAAAGUUGUCACAGAGUCUCUUGAUAUUGAUAGCCUGUCAUUUGAUUCAAUUAUUGAGGAAAUAACCAAAUGCACUGACAUAAUCGCCAGCAUAGUUUCCAGGAUGGUUCAGGAGAAUAAUAAAAAGAAGACUAAAAAACAGGCAAAAAUUACGACUCCUGCGUCUUCCAAAACAGGAAGCACAAAAGAAACACAGCUAAAUGAACUGAAAGCUAUGGCUUCCGACAUUCUUAAUACAGUUUUUGCUAAACUGGAAGGAUUUGCCAAUGGAAAUUUAGAAACUCUGGAUUCUACUAGCACUGAAAAUAAAAAAAGCACUAAGAUAGACUUAAAAUGUGAAAGUCCCAGUGUUUUCACAGACACACAUAAAGAGCUGUUGCAGUCUACAUUAUACAUGCAUGCAAAGAAGAUAUCAAGUACUAUUUUGAAAGCUAUUCAAACAGAAUUAAAUAUUAAUCCAUUAGAUUUGAGGACAAGUGUAAAAACCUCACCACCUGAGAAACAAGUUCUCAAGAACAUAGUCAAUUUAAUUUUAGAUGCAGUAUCCUCAGAUGUGUUAAAUGAAACUGAACCUGAAGAGAAAGACAUAGAAAAAUUUAGAUACAAACCAACUUAUGGAAACUUUCUUCCGGGAGGAGCUGAAUCAGAUUCAUUUCUAGAAGACACUGCACAGACAGAGAAAGAAUUCCCUGGAGAGAGAACAUCACUAAGAGAAGAAACUAAAUCAGAUUAUUUUAAACAAUGGAUUCUAGAAAGAUCCUUAAACAAAAUUGAAGUGAAGCUGAAAGAACCACAGAAAUCUCCACUCAUUCCCAUUAUUAGAAACAUUUUGAAUGAAAUUUUUCAAGGUGUUUUGGCCAGUCAAUUAAAUGUGCUUUCUCUCUCCCACUCCCAUUUAAGUGGUGUCCCUCACAAUGUUGAUGAGCCAAUUGCUCAAGCAUCUGUUCCAUUUACAGAUAAAAUGAUGGAUCCUUUAGUGUCUGAAGCAGAUGUAAUCAUAGUAGUAGAUGAUAUUGUUAGAACUGUGUUUCAUAAACUUUAUUCAGUUGCCAUGACACAGAGAAAUGCAAGUGAAAAUAAGUAUAAAACCAUCACCUUUUCAGCAAAUGUUUCUUUUCAUGAACACACCUAUGGACAAAAAUCCUCUAUCACUGUGCUGAACAAGAGUCCAUGUGCUGUUCAGUCCAGUAUCAAUGCCGACAAACAGGUUACAGUAAAUUUAGCUGAAGAUAUUGUUCGGGCAAUAUUAACAAAUCUAGAAACUUUUGCUACUUCCAAAGUAAAAUCUCUCUUUUGUCCCCAGAUCAACUGCACAGUUCCAUUGGCUUUACCUAUUCAGCAGGAGAACAGGACAUUGAGCCAAGUAUUAUCAGCCAAAGAUUCAUACUCUGAUUAUCAGUUUUCCUGCUGCACAGUGGAUCAUAUUAUGUCAGAAAAGACCAGUUCAUGCCAACUCUCUUUAAAUAAAUUAAAUACACAUGCAACAGAAGUGGCCAGAAAAAUUUUACAAGGAAUCAAACAUGAGUUAGACAGAGAAAAGGAAAGUCCCUUAUUAACUCACAACAUUAUGGUUCCUGAAGGUAUUGCAAGUCAAAUUGUCAAUACGGUGCUAGAUAUUGUAUCAUCUAAAAGUAAUUGUGGCAAAAACAAUUCUGACAAAGAGCUUAAUUCAGAUCAGCAAGAAGGUAUCAUUGAAAAGAUGUUUAAUAAGACUGAAUAUCGAAAUGUACUUCAGUUUCAAAUACAAGAUACCAUUGAAUGUAUCUUAUGUGAUAUUUAUGAAAAAACACUGUAUCAAAAUAAUCUCUCAUUUGCUUUGCCCACUCUGAAAUGCAGCAUAACUAGUAAACACUCUGAAGCAAAUUCUGAAAUGUACUUGGAGGGAGUAAAGAAGAUUAUUCCAAAACUUUCAGUUCCUAAAUCAGAUGUCAUUUUGAUAUCCAGUGAUGUUGUGGAUAUUGUUCUUCAUAAUCUCAGUUCUGCUGUCAUGCUUGGCAUAAAAGCAGAGGAUCCUGCUUCUGCAAGAUUGCCCCUUACCUUUCGUAACGUGUUUCCACAAGCAGAGUGUCAACCAUGUCCUCUUAUGGGGUCAAAAAGUGAAAGAAAAACAGAGCGCUUUUCAUCUUCAAGAAAUCUGAAAUCAGUUUACACUGUGGAUAGUCAGAUAACUGUAGUACAGAAGGAAGACAGCAAGAAAUCUGCUCCUGACCCAUGUGAGGAGAAUGCUAACUUCAUUACUAAAACUAUUUUUAAGCAGUUAGAAUCUUUUGCCACAAAAAGAAUAGAUUCAUUAAUAACUCUUGCUUUCCAGCCUAAAGAAAAGUCACUUGUUAGCCGGGAACUGGAAAAUUAUAAACUAGAUGACAGCAUUUUUUAUGAAUCAAGCCAAAUUGAAUCAAACAUGAAUGUCCUGAAAAUACCCACUGAAACUAUCCUCAGCCAAGAGCUCCCAGAUUCCACUCUUGCCAGUUACAGAGCAAAACUCGGGGCCACAAUUCCUCUCUCACAAGCUAGUCUUAAGGAAUAUGCUGACACUAUUGCCAGCAUUGUUUUGAAGCUUAUUAAAAAUGACUUAGACCUGGAAAUCCAGAAGGCAUACCCACAUCCAAAUGAUACUUCAUUCCAAGAAAACAUCAUUGUGAGUGACAUUGUCAACAGUAUCUUAAAGAUUUUAAAUGAUAAGAGAUCUGCAAGGGAAAUUGGUUUUUACUCAAAAGACAAUUUAUUUUCACAAUUAACUUUAUCAAAUGAAAUAUUGUUGGAACAAAGAGAGCAGGAAGAAAACACCAAAUUAUCCCUGUUUUCAUGGUAUCCAUUAGAACAAAACCAAAUGACAAUGGAAAAGGAGAGCCAGAGAAUUGUUUUGGAAGAAAUAUUUAUGAGAAAUGAAAAAUCAAAACAAAAGGAGAAAACUGCCUUGCUCAGUGCAGUGAAAGAAGUUUUAAAUAAAGUGUACCAACAAAUACUGGAAAUCAAAGGCCAUUUGCCUCCUUUUAAUGAGACCCCCUUGGCAUCUAAUUCUAAAAUUAGAACAUCAGUCAUAACACAAAAAAACUUUUCUCAACCACAUAUUAAUAGUGUAGCCAAUGACAUAAUAGAAAUUGUUUUAGGGGAAAUGUACUCUGUAGUUGUAUCAUCUCUAUAUGAAAGUAAUAAAAAAGAAGAAGCAUCUGAUAACAAUGAUACUUUACCCAAGAAACCGUUAUGUGCCACAGAAACUAAACAAGCAGGAAAAGGGAGUGAUUCCACUAGAUACAUGACACAGCAGGUUUAUCCUUAUACAGGCAAUGAAAAUGUCUCUCUAUUAGAAAACAGUUUUCUACAAUAUUCACCAUUGCAAGUGGGGAAAGAUUUGGUCCAAAUGGUUAUCAGUAAGAUUACUAAUUUUGCUUCAUUUCAUCUACAAGAUGCUUCAUAUCCUGAAGGUGGUUUGGAUGAGUUGCAACCUCCUAGUCUACAUAGUUUUAAAGUGGGCCCUAAGGGCAGCCUUCAGCCAGGGUUUAAGACAAAUCUGAAAGCAAAAUCAAAAGUUACCUCUUUACCUAAAUUUAAAACAAAACCAUCCCUAGGAACUAGCAGUGUUAAGGCCAAAAGCAAGACCAAGUUAGCACCUGGAGAGAAAACUCCGAAAGACAGCCAGCCCAAGACUGCCAUCGGGAAGUCACAUAGCCUAACAGCAAGGGAUGUCAAAAGCUUACUAGAAAUGAAACUGCCUACAUCAGAACUCAAAACAUAUGCCAAGCAUAUAAUUAGUAAUAUCCUGGAAACAACUGUGAAAGAAUUGGAAAAGGUGAGGCACACUAGAGCCAUGGUAAAUGUGAAAGCUCUACCAUUUGAUGAAAUUAUGGCAGCAAAUGAAAUAGUUAAAACAGUUUUGCAAGAAUUAUAUGCUACAAAUAACCAGAGUUUGGCUCAUCCAAUCAAACUCUCACAUCUGGAUGACCUCAGACAAUCACAGGAGAAUGCAGGUGCAGGGUCUCGUGCCAAAACACAAGCAUGUUUCUACUUGGAAAAUGUUUCUUCACAGCUAGAACAGAUUUUUCCUAAAGAUGGUAUAUUUAAAAAGAUGUUUGACAAAUGGCAAGCAGAAUCAAAUGACAUAGAAAGUGAAAAAUGUAACUUAUUGAUGAUAGCUGAAAAUGUUUUGACUGUAAUUUCAAGAAAAGCAAAAGAACUAGAAUCUUCUCUCUCACUUUUAAAUUUGCCACAUCUUAAGGAUUGUGAAAGUAAGUUCCAUAACUGUUUUAAAAGAACUUCUACCAGAGCUGAGGAUACCAAAGCACAAAUUAAUAUGUUUGGACGGGAAAUUGUUGAAAUGCUAUUUGAAAAAUUACAGCUGUGCUUUUUGUCCCGGAUGCCCAGCCGAGAGAGUAAAGAAACUGUAGCAAAUAGAAAGCGUGGUUUUCCUACCAAGGGCAGCCUCUGCAGUGAACCCAUCCACAACAUGAAUGCAAAAGACCAAACUUCUUUGGGUUCCAGCAAGCAAGUUGUCCAAGAAAUUGUAGAAAGGGUUUUAAACAUGUUAGAGUCAUUUGUAGACUUGCAGUUUAAACAUAUCUCUAAAUAUGAGUUUUCUGAAAUAGUGAAAAUGCCUAUAGAAAACCUUUUUCCUGUCCAACAGAAACAAUUAACCAAAAAGAUGUUGCCAAAAUUACAACCACUGAAAAAGUUUUCUGAUGAAUCUAAGUCAAGUACUGUUAUUUCCAAGGAGAAUGUACAGAAUACUCUUCUACGUGUUCAUUCAUUCCAUUCAGAAUUGCUUACGUAUGCUGUUAAUAUCAUCAGUGACAUGCUUGAUAUAAUUAAGAAUGAGCUAGACAAAGAAGUAACCCAAACAGAACCAUCAUCAAUUAGCGUAUUGAAUGAGAACAUUGUAGCAAGUGAGAUCAUUGGCACACUGAUAGACCAGUGUACUUAUUUCAAUGAGUCUCUAAUAAAAAAUCUUCCAAUGGAAGGUUUGUGCCCAAGAGUGGAAAGUACCUACAUUGUUAAUCAGGUUGAAUUAGCAACUAAUAUAAAAAUUCCCAUGUCAAAGUUAAAGCAAGUUAGUUUUGUGAAUAAUCCUCCACAAAUCAGUGUGCCUGGUUUGGUGUUUCAUUCUGAGGAAGAUAUGAAACAAAACUAUAAGGCAUCAUCAAAUUUAUCUUUGUAUGUCAGAGGCUCUGCAGAAGACCCAAUUAAAAGCUCAGAGCCAAUGGAAAGGCCCGAUUCAGAAAAUACAGCAACAUGCUUUAGAAACAAAGUACAAAACUACGGUGCAAGGGAAUGGCCAUUUUAUCAACCCACAAAAGGAAAUAGCUCCCUUCCUGAAGGCAGCGUCUUACAAAAACUGUUUAAGAAAGUGAAUGAAUCCACAGAAGAAUCACUAAAGCAAGGCAUGUCAUUCAUAGAAAUGGGAAAAGGUGGAAAUCCAAAAGUGUUUCAUUAUGAAGCCCAAAAACCAAUUGUUGAAACAAACCAGACUCAGACAGCUGUUUCACCACUCAAAAUAUGCUUAGCUGCAGAAAAUAUUGUCAAUACUGUGCUAUCAAGCUAUGGUUUUCCAAGUCAGCCACCCAGUAAUGAAAGCAUGGAAACAAUGAAACCAUUUUUCAUAUCAAAGCAAAACCCUGGAGGACAAAAGAAUGAGAAGAAAAGUUUGCUAGGGAUGUGGGAUAAAAGGAUCAGCUGUAUACCUGAAGAACAAAACAAAAAUUCUGAAGCGAGCAGGGGAGAUUUUUCUUUACUGCAAAAAUGGGAACAUAUUAAGCACCCAAAGAUAAAGACCCUGAAGGAAUUCAACAUCAUUGCUUUUGCUGAUCAUGAACUGGGUCCAAAUGAAAUUAAUUUGGUAGCAAGACACGUAACCACAUCUGUGGUUACCUAUUUCCAGAAUUUCAAAACUAGAGUGUCCAGUGAGAAGAUGUCUAUUGUUUCUUCACUAUCAAGGAAAGAAUAUGAAUCAAAACAGCCUCUAAGAACCAUAUACAGCGAUUCUUCACUUUAUCAAUUUUGUGAACAUCUCACUGAGUCUGUCAUUUGCCAUUUAAUUUUAAGCAUUUCUGAUAGCACCAAAGAUGGUAGAGAAAAGGAGAGAGCAUGGGAAAGCCAAAAUGUAGAGUUUAACAAGGUUAUUUUAAUUUAUUCUCAAGUGUUUGAAAGCCGGUCAAUAUCUAUUGGAGAACUUGCUUUAAGUAUUUCUGAAAUGAUUACUAAAACUCUUUUUAAUAGUAACAUUAUAGAAGCUAAUAUUGAACAGCAAAUGUGUUCUUUAAAAACAAAGUACAUUUAUUGCCCAGGAAUAGUUGCUGCUGACUUUGAUAAUCUCUUUCAGGAUCUCUUAAUAGGAGUGAUUCAUGUACUGUCAAAAAAAAUAGGAAUAACUCAUCACUUUGAAAGCAAUAGAAGAAAUAAAUCAUUUUCCAUGCUCAGAAGCAAUAGUGUGCCAAUUUGCAACAAAACAAAUACUAUGAAAACACAGAUGGGUUGCACAGAUUGGGAAUCAUCUACUCAGCAAAAUGAUUAUCUCAUUCAAAAAAAUAAAUUAAAUUACCUUGCACAUAAGUUAGGCAGGCUAGUUAACAACCUAGAAACUCGUGAAUCCAAAGAAGUAGUCAAUAAAGUCUUCAAUAUUGUUUUAGAUUUAUUUUCUCCAGAUGAACACCCAUAUGACACUGUGGAUUUUGAUAAAAAAGCAAGAACAUUUUUCUCAUCCUUGAACGAUCAGCAAAGUAAUAGAAUACUUGGAAAUAACUUAGGGCUCACUCCCAAUUCAGUUUUUCUUCUCAAUGUCGUGUGUCAGAAACUUAUUAGAACACUUUUGGAAAAAUGCACAAGCUCUGUCUUUCUUGAUAAUGGCUCUCUUACUGAUGAAAUACCAGCAGAAGAAUGUCAACUUUUAAAAAUAUUUCAAAGUGUAGAAGAUGAAAAAUUUGAUUAUUGUAAGCGAGCAAUGGACUAUGAACAUUUUCAAGGAGAUUACAAGUCAGACCUUUUGGAACAUCUGGCAAAAAUGGAUCAAGAUUUAUUGUCAUCAGACUCUAUUCUCACAAUCAUUUCCCACAGUUUGGUUAAAUCAUUGAUGGACAAACUAUGUCACAGUAUGCAACUCCCCCAGAGUCCACCUGCUGCAAACAAGCAUUUAAAAUAUAGAACAAGAGAAAUACAGUCUAGUUUUAUAAAAGCAAAAAUGCCAGAAUUAGCAGAAUUAGGACAAGGUACAGGUUCUUUAGGAUUUAUGAAUUAUGAUGGUAGUGCUUUGACAGGAUCCCCUAAUAAUACCAGUACAGUUAGCCCCAUAAUACAAGCACCAUUUGGCAAUAAGUGUUCAGUAAAUUCUUUUUCUGUGUCACCUCUUAAAAGACAGGGAACAAAGGAUAUGGAUACAAUAGCCAUCCACAAUAAGCUAAAUCUGGGAGAUAUAAAUACAGGAGUUUAUUCAGCCACAUUUUUAGAGGAAAUAAUUUCAGAACUGUUUUUUAAUCUCUCUACUUCAUUGUGGGGCAAAAAUGAAAACAUUACUGAAGCCUGGCUUAAUGAGAUAAAUACAUUAUUUGUCAACAAUGUAGUGAAUGAGUUUAAUAAUGCACAUGUCACUGUUUUACGGAAUGCUGAAGAAAGGCUAUGUUUUCCACCAGUCCAUAAAGAAACUGUUAGCAGCAUUGUUGACUCAGUUUAUGAUGAUGUUUUACAAAAAUAUAAAUCAAAGGUAACCUGUGCUGGUAAUCUGGCACAUGACAAUGCCUCAAUAGCAGAACAAAUAACUAAAUGUGUAUUAUUAGAAAGUUUGGACUACCAACUCCCACCUUGCAUCAUGGGAAAGCUCACACCUAAUUCAUAUUACCCUCUCAAAGCUGAAAUAAUACUGCAGAAACUACAAAAUAACCUGAGAGAAUUUACUUCAAAAUCCAGUUCAACAUGCUAUAGCACAAGGUUGUCCCACUCAUUUUUAGAAGAUGUCAUCAGAAGACUUCUAUCUCAACUCACUGCUCCAUCCAGGAAGACUACCUCUUUGGGGAAAAAAUAUUUCACAACUUCAGACUUUAAUGAAUUGUCUAACUGUAUAGUAAAUAAGGUUAUAUCAGCCAUUUCAAAACAUAAAAUUUGGUUCACUAUAUAUAAUAAUCAGCAUCUAUGUACAGGAAAAAACCUCGAGAACAUGGUGGAUUCUGUUUACAGUAAUAUCAUGCAAAUGUCUGACUCUCUUGUUUCAAUACAGAAAAGUAUAAUCAGCCGAAGCCCAACUAUGGUUGACCGAAUAGCUAGUUUUAUUAUCCAAGAGGUUAUUGAAAAUCAUCUUCAACCAUUUUUGUGUGAAGAAAGUUUGCCUCAUCCAAAUACUCCAUUGGAUGCAAUAUCAAACAUGGUUAAACAGGUCCUCAGUGAAGUCAUAGAGUCACAUGAACCCAAGACGCCAUCACCCAUAGGUAUUUACCCUGACAUAUUCAUCAGGGAAAUUGUUGCCAAACUUUUAUCAAAGAUUUUCAGUCCGAAGGAUAACACUGAAAUUGAGCUGGAAAACAUUGCACAGAAAAUAGUGAACUCAGUAAACAGCCAUCUUGACAAAACUAAAACUCCUGUUCUAUGUGAUGAUGAAGAGCAGUCUUACCCCUCUGUAGAUACAGACAUUGUAGAUGAACUUGUCACCUCAGUUUAUAGAAAUGUUUUAAAACAGCAUGGGCUAGACCCAGAGUUUGAUGAAGAGUAUAAAGAAAGUGAAAUUUUUGUGGAAAAUAUUACCAAUUUAAUUGUAGCAGCUAUUUCAGAUUGCCUUCUUCAUCCACUGUUUUCUGGGGAUUUGACAUCAUCUUCCCGUUCUAUUUCCACAGCUGAGAAUAUCGUUCAGGAUAUUAUUAGUAAUAUCAAUAAGUCUACCAAGCCAAAUCAGAGUUUAUCUCCAUAUAACACUUUGCUGCCUUACAAAUUUUUAGAAGACAUGAUCAGAGUAUUAUUAUCUAGAAUCUUUCCUUCUGUACCUAACAUUGUCCUGAACACAGAAUCUCUAAAAGACAGAUCAAAAGUGAAUUUCAAUGAAAUUGCUUCAAAUAUAAUCAAUGAUAUUAGGAUGAAAAUUUCUCAACAUGAAAUUCACUUCUCAAAAGAUGAAGAAGAAACCAAGUUUGUUUAUUCAGAAGAUGAUGUUCACCAUCUUGUUGACUCAGUAUUCAAAAAUAUUUCACAAAACUCUGACUCUCAAGAAUCAGUUGAGCAAAAUAUCUCAGGGAGUGACGAUGCUCUCAUUGAUAGAAUAGCAGGUUUUAUCAUUAAGUAUAUUUGUCAACACCAUCUCCAGCCAUUUCUAGAUAGAAGGUCAUUGUCUUCCUCAUCAUACAAGUAUCUUGACAAUGAGACAAGGCAGUGGUUUUAUGCUAGUGUUUAUUCUUCAACUUUUUUGGAAGAUGUGGUCUCUGGAGUUUUGUACAAAAUAUUCCACAGGGUGUUAGGCAUUGUACAAACAAAAUCAGUAAGAGACUCAGAAAAUGAACUUUUUGAUAAAGCUGAAAAGCUCAUAUAUUUGAUAGCAGAGGAAUUCUCAAAAGCCCAAGUCAGCAUUAUAGAGAAUGCAGAGGAACAAUUGUGUUUGCCUCCAGUGGAGAGAGAUGUAGUCAAAAAUAUUAUUGAUGUGGUAUUCAGCAAAGUUUUGCAAGAAUAUGACAUGAAAAUAAUGCCCAAUAAUGAUUUUCUAAAUGAUGCAAAGACAUUGGCUGUGAGGAUAACUAACAUCAUUCUGGCUGAAAUUUCUGAUUUCCAAAUUCAUCCAAAUAUUAUAGGAAAGCUUCCUUUUCAGUCACUCUCCAAACUAAAUGUUAAUGUUUUGAUAAACAGAGUUCAAUGUGACAUUACUAAAUCAAGAUUCCAAAGACAGGCAUCAACAAUAUAUACGACUAAGUUAUCACAUACUCAUUUGGAAAAAAUUGUUACUCAACUUAUAUCUCAAGUGGGUCCAUUGGCCUCCAGUGCAGAAUGCACAGAUACUUCCCAAUCAGAUUUAAGUGAUACAGUUAUAAAACUGAUAAAUGAAAUUAUAUCAAUAAUUUCAAAACAUGCAAUAUGUAUUGUCAAACACGGCAAUGAAAAACAAAGUAUGAUUUCAGAGAAAGAUAUUCAAUCCAUGGUUGAUUCCAUCCAUGCUGAUCUUUCAUAUUCAAAUGUCUACCAGUCUCUUACAAAAGAUAAAAAAGAUAUAAGUAACAUACCUGUUUCAAAAAUAGCAAGUUUUAUAAUAAAAGAAAUAUUUAACCAUCAUCUUGAGUCAUUUUCAUCUGGAGAUAAAACUUUCAUUUCAGCUGCAUUUGAUCAAAGUGAUAAACAAAAAGCGAUUAAUUCUAAACAAAGAGAGUUGUCUUUCAUAGUGAACUCAGCUGUCUUUUUGGAGGAAGUAAUUUCUGAACUUUUAUGUAAACUCCUCUAUGCAUUCUCACAUAAUUUCUUGGUUGCUGAAAACCCAGAUACAGUAAAAUUCAAAAUUACUGGCAUUGUUACAACAUUAGUAAAAUCAAUUGUUCUGGAGUUCACCACAUCAGAGAUUUUACUUGCAGAUUAUCUUGAUAAUGAUAUAUGUUUUUCAGAGAUAUAUAAAGAAAUGGUUCAAAAAACAGUCAACCAAAUUUAUGAAAAAAUAUUAGAUGAAUAUAAAUCUCUGAUUCAAGUAUACAGCACUAUACAAAGUGACACUAUUUGUUUUGGAAGGAAAAUAUAUCAUUUGCUGCUAGAAGAAAUUUAUGAAUAUCAGGUACAAUCGUUAGUUUCAGGAGAAUUAGUGUCUACUUCCUAUACUUCCCCUAAAGCUGAUAAUAUCAUCAGAAAAGUGCUAAAUGUCAUCUUGAAGGAUAGCUACACCUUCCCAUCAUGUGUUACUAUGCUGCCUCGCUCUCUUUUGCAAGAUAUAAUUUAUAAGCUUCUAGGGCAUUUCUUCCCUUCAGCUGACACUGAAAGCGAACUAAAAGAGGAAGAUGUUUCACCAGAUUAUAAGUUUGAGGAUGCAGCUUCAAAAUUGACUGAUGAAAUUAUCCAAGAAAUUUCUGAACAUGAAAUCCGUGUUGCCACAGCAGAAGACAAUGCAGAAAGUGUGCAGUUAGAAGUGAUUGAGAAUUUGGUUGACUCUAUAUGUAAUAAUAUCUUGAAAAAAUCCGAAUUUCAAGCUGAAGUGAGAAAAGAUGCAGACAAAAAAGGAGGCUCAUUCCUCAGUAAAAUAGCUGGUUUCAUUAUGAAGGAAAUCAUGGAUCAUCACCUGCAACCAUUUUUACUCGGUGAAGAAUCCUCUCGCAGUGAUGAUGACCAUGUCUCUGUACUCACCAAACCUGGUGAAGGAAAGGCACAGACUUCUCUAUAUUCAGCCACAUUUUUGGAAGAUUUAAUUGUUGACCUUGUUGGCAAAUUUCUUUCUCUUCCAAGUAUUACUGAAGAUUUUGAGAAAAAAGAAAUGCCAGAGACAGACAUUGUGGGCUUGGCUAUAAAAUUUGCAAACUCUCUGAUAGGAGAAUUUAGGAAAAAUGACAUUAAAGUUCUACCAAAUGCUGAAGAAAUGUUUGCUUUCCCACCAAUUGAUAAAGAGACAGUUGAUAAGAUAUCCAAUUUUGUGUACGAUCAAUUCAUAGGAAAGUAUGAGUCUAAUGAAAUUCAGAAGGAUGAUAAAAGUAACAGUGGAAUAGAAAUGAUUGUUAGUUUAGCCCAAAAGGCAAUCUCUGCUUUCAAGAUUCAACCACUUUUUUCAGGAGACUGGUCAUCCACCUUCUUUUCAUUUCUAAAUCCAGAAAACAUCAUGCAAAGGGUUCAACACCUAUCACAGAAAAGCCCCACACAGAAUAGAUGUGUAAAAGGAAACCCACUCACUUUUUCAGAGCAACCAUACAAGCGCACUUCUCCAACCUCAGACCAGAGAAACUUGUUAGACAUUUUGGGAAUACAUAGAAGUGUAAUGAGUAUAAAGAAAAGUUUCCAAACUGAGGAGACAUCUAUUAAAAAAGGCGACAUUCAAGAUCCAAAAGUCACUUCUAUAACUAGAACUGUGAAAGAGAACAUUGUUAACCUGUGUUCAAGAUCAGUUGCAGGUGUGACAAAUGAAAAGGAAGAGAACGACAGUACAAUGGCAACUUCAAUUAAAAAAUGUACUGGGACUGUAACAAAAGCUACAUCUCCAAAUACUAGUGUGAAAAGUGAAGAUACUCAGAAGCCAGAUUUUGGGGUAACACUUAAAGAUGAUGAAACUGAAAAGAAACAAAAAUUAGCUUCAAAAGACAAAGAGAAGCAAGGUAAUGAGAUACCCACACAAAUUCUAGGAGCCUCUGAUGAUAUGGCAUGUAAGGAAGAAAUACUUAGACCAGAUAUUGAAAAAAACAAUGAAAAGAAGAUUGGUAAAACAAAAGAAAAGUUAUUUCAAAAAGAAGAGAAGUCCUUCCAGUUAUUUUUGACACCCAAAGCAAGAAAUGCAGGGACAACAGAAACAACUAGGAAAACAGUAACCCGAGAGCCAAACAUUGAGGAGAGAAAAGACAAUCCACUUCUGAUAGAUAUAAAUGAGAGAGAGUGCUCAGCUUAUGAAUGUGUCCAAAAUAUCACUGAAAAUAUUUAUGAUAAUAUCUUAGAAUCACUUUCUAAGGACAGUUGUUCUCAAGAAUCAGUGGGUUAUUCAAAUCUUCAAAGUCCCUCAAGUGAGACAUUUUCUGUAAUUCAAGAGAUUAGCAAGGAUUUUAUACAGUAUGCUUCAAUAAAGGAUUUAUCCCCCUCAAUUAAUGAAAAUCUCCCUGCCAAAGAGAAUGAAAAAGAAAAAGAGAAAGAAAGAGAGCAUGAAAGAGAGAAAAAACAGAGAGAAAAAGACAGAGUGGAAGUUAAGGUGAUCAAAAAUGAUUCUACUAAACCAGACAGUCCUCAAGACCCAGCAGAAGAUAAACCUGGAAUUUUUCCUGCUAAUUUUUUAGAAGAUGUUAUCACCGAAAUGGUUAACAAAUUGAUUUUUUCGACCUCACCAGAAACACAAACACAUGAUCAGGGUCAAAAUGUGUGUGAUGACCAAAAUCAUGCUGAACUCUAUGACACAGCUAUGAAGCUUAUCGAUUCACUGUUAAAUGCGUUUUCAGAGGCUCAAAUUAAGGUAUUUAGGCCAAAUGAGGAAAAUCAGUGUUUUCCACCUGUAGCUAAAGUAUCAUCAGUUCCUAAAGUUUCUCACAAGCAUAAAGAAUCAACUACAGAUGAAGCAGCAUCUAACAUUAAGAAAAUAACUAUGGAUAAAAUGCCACACAUGCAUAAAGUGACUAAAAAUAACAUAUCUUUCUUAGAUAGAACACUAGCAAUAGACAAAACAUUGGUUAACAAAGUUGUCCACUCCUCUGUGUGCAAUAUUUUGAAGGAAUAUAGAUCUCAAGACUCCAUUUGUAAGAAUAUAAAGAGUAAUGGGGAAAACUUAGCGAGAAGACUAACUAGGGCAGUGAUAAAUGAAAUUUUUGAACAUCGACUUAAUUUGAUGUUUUGUGACGAGGUUCCAGCUUCAGCAUGUUUGCCUCUGGACUCUAAGGAUGUUGUCAAGAAGGUCCGAAAGGUGGCUCAAACAGCCAGUAAAGAAUGUCAAACAUCAUUACCAUACAGCAUCAUGCUGACUCAUGAAUUUUUAGAGAAUCUGAUUUCUGCUCUUUUAUCUAAAAUUUUCUGCAUAGUAUCCAAAACCAAAGUGGAUACAUCUGAGGGCAACUGGCUCACUGAACUCGAUUUCCUUCAAAUGAAGUUAUUAAGUACAGUCACAACAGAGAUCUCCAAAGAUGAAGAUAUGGUUAUUCAGUAUGUGGAAUCCUUACAUCCUAAUGAUGAUGAAAUUAUUCAAUUAGUGGUUCAUUCUAUUUAUAAUAAUCUCUUGGCACAGUUUGGAUCACAAGAGAUUAUACAAAAUUGUGUAGGGAGUGGCUGCAGAAUCAUUUCAGAAGCCAUAGUUGAUUUAGUUCUACGAGAGGUGGCUGGUAAUCAGUUGCAGAACUAUUUUUCCGGAGAGCUAACUCCACAUCAGUGUGCAGAAGUUGACAGUAUUGUUGAAAAUAUUCUUAAAGAUGUUAUGCAAACUACUGAUGCUCCCCAGCCUCGGCCAUCACAUGCUCAUAUACUGCCUUAUGACGUAAUAGAAGAAAUUGCUGUAAAAUUUUUAUCAAAGCUUUUUUACAUGUUUCCAAAAGUGGAUAAAGAAAGAAACAAAUCUCUAGCAACUGAAAUGCAAAACAUAGUCUCAAAAGUGUUAAAUUCAAUACAAGAAUCUAUCUCAAAAAGUAAGAUUAAACUUGUACCACCAGCCAAGGAAUUGCCUACUGUUACUUUAGCUGACAAUGCAACUAUUGAAAGAGUAGUUAAUUCUGUGUAUACCAGUGUUUUAAACCACUAUGGCUCACAUACUUCUAUAUUCAAAGAUUUAAUGGGAAAGAGCAAUGUCCUCCCUGAUAUAAUAGGAUUUUUAGUGGUGAAGGAAAUUUCCAAUUCUGAAUUUCAAACUCAAGUAAAAGAAGAAGUACCAAGUUCAGAAUCAAUUCUGGAAGCUGUCAAAAUUAUGGAAAAAGUGGUCAAAAUUGUUGAUGAAUUGAAGUCCCAGGAAAAGUCUUCAUCUGGAAAGUGUUCUACGUUAGAUGCCACAUUUUUGGAGGAAGCAUUGGCCUUAUUCUUGGCAAAAAUAAUAAGGUUGCCAAGUGCCUCAAGCAAAUAUGCAAAACACUUAUCAAAGCCUGAGUUAAAUAAAAUUGCAUCUCAACUGACAAAAUCAGUGACAGCUGAAAUUUCCAAAAGUAAUAUUAGUCUUGUUGCUGCUGAUUCUGAAGAACAGUUUUUAAAUACAGAAAGUGUAGAAAUUAUUUCUAAGGUUAUUGACUCUGUUUAUAGUAAUGUGCUGCUUCAAUCUGGAAGCCAUAAAGACCUUUACUAUGAUAUAAAAAAUAAAAACAAAGUCUUCCCUAAAAAAGUGGCUAGUUUAAUCAUUAAUGAAGUUUCAAACUUUCCAGUAAAUACAGAUGACUCAAAGAAUUCAAAUGUUGAUCUCUUUAGAGAUCUAGAUAUUAAUAAAAUUGUUGAAAAGGCAGAAGACCAUGCCUUUAAAGUGAUCCCUGACAAAGAGAGAGAAGAGUUAAAUCGAAGUUCAACUGGAGAGGAAAUGCCAGUUAAAAUAGUUCCACAUAUUGGGAAUAAACCACUCAAAAUAGAUCCAAGCAUUAUUGCAGACCACUUAGCAGUAAUUUCUAUAAAAACUCAACCUCUUGAGAAACUUCAGAUGGAGUGUUUAAAAAACACUGGACAUAGCAUAGCAGAAGUGAGAAGAGCAUCAAUAGAUGGGAGAAGUUACUCUUCAUCAGACACAUAUAAUAUGAGAAAGAUAAAGAAAGAAAGGCGUCCUUCAUUGAGUAACACAGGACGACUGAAUAUGAAACCCUUAGAGAUUGUUUGCAGAAAUUCAUUUCCAAAUAUAAGGAAGCCAGAUAUCACCAGGGUGGAGCUUUUAAAAGAUGUUCAGAACAAAAAAGAUCUUCUCAUUCGAUUAGUAGCUCAUGAUAUUGAAGAUGAUUCAGAAAGUAGCCUGAAAGAGGAACUAUCGUCUGAUGAAUAUGAAGUUGUUUUAAAAGAGGUUAUUAAAGAAAAAUUCUCAGGAGAACAAUUUGAAAAUCAAGUGAAAGAAACCACAAAAACAAAUACUGUAAGCACUGAAAGAAGCUCAGAUCAUCUAAAAGAACAUAAAGAGAAAGAAGUUAAAAGAUCUGUUGCUGAGCUUGAUAUGCCCACCUGCUCAAAAACCAUAGCUGUAACAGAAUCUUCUAUGGAGAAAAAGCCACAGCAGAAGGAAAAAGAAAAAAUUAAUACUAGUGAACCAACAUAUUACCUCAUACACAGAAUUAUGAGUUCAUCUUCAUACAACCAAGAAGAUCUGAUUUCAUCUGCCAGUGAGACUGAAGAUUGUACUCCAGAUACACAUGAUAAUAUAUCAGAAGGAACUCCCAAGGCCAGUAUGUCCAAACAAAGAUCUAAAGUGCUGUCAAAGGUAUCUUCAGCUCUGUCAAAGGUGUUUUCUCGAACUAACACUGGUAUUUCCAAAUCUUCAUCACAACCUCACCAGGACAAACACUAA
Messenger RNA from Phyllostomus hastatus (greater spear-nosed bat), 20373 nucleotides. It is a transcript of the gene FSIP2, whose product is annotated as fibrous sheath interacting protein 2. Lineage: Eukaryota; Metazoa; Chordata; Mammalia; Chiroptera; Phyllostomidae. The transcript is spliced from 19 exons. The record is from RefSeq and is a predicted model, not a curated record. The coding region runs from base 1 to 20373 and encodes 6790 amino acids.